GCGUCGUCGGGGACAGGCCAUUGCGCUUGCGUCAACGGUGCGCGCCGCGGGAACCUUGACAAGCAGCAUGGCUACGGAUUGUUCAGAGACGCCGCGGCAAAAGGCGGCUUCUGAUGGGUCUCUGGUAGGGCAGGCCGGCGUCCUACCUUGCCUAGAGUUGCCGACUUAUGCCACUGCUUGUUCGCUGGUGAACAGUCGCUACUCAUGCCUGGUGGCCGGGCCGCACCGAAGGCACAUCGCUCUGUCGCCCCGUUACCUUAACAGGAAACGCACUGGCAUUCGAGAACAGCUGGAUGCCGAGCUCCUGCGCUAUUCUGAGAGCCUUUUAGGUGUCCCUAUUGCAUAUGAUAACAUCAAAGUUGUGGGAGAACUGGGAGAUAUUUAUGAUGAUCAAGGACACAUUCAUCUUAACAUCGAAGCCGAUUUUGUUAUUUUUUCCCCCGAACCAGGGCAAAAGCUUAUGGGUAUAGUUAAUAAAGUGUCUUCUAGCCACAUUGGCUGUUUGGUACAUGGCUGUUUCAAUGCCUCCAUUCCUAAACCUGAGCAGUUGUCAGCUGAGCAGUGGCAAACCAUAGAGAUAAACAUGGGUGAUGAACUGGAAUUUGAAGUAUUUCGUUUAGACUCAGAUACUGCUGGAGUAUUCUGCAUUCGGGGAAAACUAAAUAUCACAAGUUUACAAUUCAAGCACUCUGAAGUGUCUGAAGAAGUUACAGAAAAUGGCACUGAGGAAGCUGCUGAAAAACCCACUAAGAAGAAAAAGAAAAAGAAGAAAGACCCAGAGACAUAUGAAGUGGACAGUGGUACCACCAAGAUAGCAGAUUUUGGAGAUGACACUCCAAUGGAAGAAUCAGCCCUGCAGAAUACUAAUAAUGUGAAUGACCUCUGGGAGGAGGAGCCAAAGAAAAAGAAGAAGAAGAAUAAAAAGCAACAGAAAGAUCAGGACCAGGACCCUAGUUUCCAAGGCAGUGACUCCAGUGGUUACCAAAGUGACCAUAAAAAGAAAAAAAAGAAAAGAAAACACAGUGAAGAGGCUGAAUUUACCCCACCUUUGAAAUACUCACCAAAAAAAAAAAAGGAAAAGUAGUUUUCUUUAGUGUAUUUUAAAUAUGAUUCAGCUUUUAAAAGACAGAUAUACAUACAAUUGAUGAAUAAAUAUUUUGAGUGAUAUGAAAUGCUUAAGCAUACCAGUAGUUUACAAAAGAGAAAAUAAGUUGGAGGCAGCUCGAUGUGCUUAAAAUGAUAAAGCUGACUGUACGUUAAUUUGGGGAAAACCAGUAUUGUUAAAGUGCCAUUUUAUACAAAAUAAAAAGCUGCUCUUACUGUCGACUCUCAUAUUCUUCCAGGUUUUGCACUCUACAUAAAAUUGUUUCUACAGUAUCUACAGUCUCAAGACUAGCAAGAGGACUUUGUAAUAUAUUAUAUUACUAAAGAAUGAGUCAUAGUUUUUGAUUAUUUGAUUGUGUGUGUGUGUUCAAUAGGUUUCACCUUAUUACAUGCUGUUUUAUAUUGCUUUUUUUUAAAACUCAGGACAUUAACUAGUUUUAGGUUUUCCUUUAUCAUGGUUUCUAUAGUAUCUCUAUUGUUUAACAUAAAAUGGUUUGCCAAAGAAGUUUCUGAAGUCUUCACAGCUCUUAAAAGCCAUGCCAGUACUGACUGCCUGGUGGUAACUGCUAUUCAUUAUUCUCUUCUUCCAGGUGCCUGUGUGUCCUUAUUUUCUUUUUUAAAUCUGAGAGGUUGAUGGAAAGGACUGUCUUGUUGUACUUGUUCAUUUGUGCCUCAGCCAUUCUAAUUUUGUUGUUUGUUGGAGUAGAGUCUAAUGAAGACAGGUUAAAUGUGAUUCUGACUAGUGAGAAAUUUCAGAUUACUUUGUGUGUGUGUGUGUGUGUGUGUGUGUG
Messenger RNA from Saimiri boliviensis boliviensis (Bolivian squirrel monkey), 1895 nucleotides. It is a transcript of the gene POLR1F, whose product is annotated as RNA polymerase I subunit F. Gene Ontology annotation, cellular component: RNA polymerase I complex. NCBI's taxonomy places the organism in Eukaryota, Metazoa, Chordata, Mammalia, Primates, Cebidae. Gene Ontology annotation, biological process: DNA-templated transcription initiation; transcription elongation by RNA polymerase I; DNA-templated transcription. The record is from RefSeq and is a predicted model, not a curated record.